UCCCGUGCACGGUGCACAUGUGCAUACCUGUCGGCGUGCCUCGGUCUUAGCAGAACGUGGAUUCCCUGGAAAAGGAGCAGUAGAUCUUAGCUUUGUUGUUAUUUUGGAUUUCAAAACACAUUUGCCCUGUAUUCUUUUCUUAUCCACCAACAAAUAUCAAGGCAGUCCGGGCUAUGGUGAUCCUGGGUUUGAUCCUGGGUGCUGUAGGAAGUGCCUGUGCGCUAUUGCAUCUCAUCUGUAGCUUCAUGUCACGGGAGACUAAAGCUGUGGUGCCACUCGUUGUCAUGGGAACCUGCUUGGCAGCUUUUAUUUUCAUCAUAAUUGGCGUCAUCGUUUACGCGGCGGACUACUACGACGUGGUACGAAAGUCCUUCAAUCUUGGCUACUCCUUCGCUCUGUGUGUCGUGGGGGGCAUUCUUUUGGCAAGCGGAGGCGGUCUCUUCUUUUUGGGAGACAGGAAAGACUGAACUUGGAAUUAAUAUUCAUUUUUAUAAUGUUAAAUAUUAAUAUCAAAAUGGUGAAAAUGUCUACAUGUCGUAUUCUGCCUGUGUACAUAAUGUCAGUCUUUGUAAGAAUGAGAAACGGUAUGUGUGAAUGUAUUUAGGAGUUAAAAUGUCCAAGAAUAAUUAUGUCACCCCUCCCCUACCCCCACCCCACUCCCUCAUCCCUUUUAUUUCUGUAUACUCUGCUCAAUACUUCAGAGCAAUAAUUUGUAACUUUUUUGUGUAUUCCAAUCGCCAAUGUCAAGCCCACAGCAUGCUAUCUAAUCUUAUUUUCAUUGUUACUUUUUGGGGUGUUAUUCUUAAUAAUAUAUUGUUUUUGGUUAUUUUUCAUAAUAUUAAACCACAUAAUAUUUCCCAA
Messenger RNA from Aplysia californica (California sea hare), 861 nucleotides. RefSeq lists its product as uncharacterized. NCBI's taxonomy places the organism in Eukaryota, Metazoa, Mollusca, Gastropoda, Aplysiida, Aplysiidae. Gene Ontology annotation, cellular component: plasma membrane. The record is from RefSeq and is a predicted model, not a curated record.